CCAACCUUCAAAAUUCAUCGCCAGUUCCUCUGCUCUUCUUCUUCAUCAUCUUUUGUAAAGCAAUUUUAAUAGUUGAUGGGUAUAGAAGUUUCGUACGCCGCAACUGCCGGCAAAUGGCUUGCCUUAGUGACGGCCGUUUGGGUCCAAGCCAUCUCCGGCAACAACUACACUUUCGCAAACUACUCAGACGCUCUCAAAACCCUGAUGAACCUCACCCAACUAGAGCUCAACAACUUAUCCGUCGCUAAAGACGUCGGAAAAGCUUUCGGUCUCCUCGCCGGCAUCUCCUUUGACCGAAUUCCUACCCCUGUCAUUCUUCUGAUCGGCUCCGUCGAAGGCCUGGUCGGUUACGGCGCGCAAUGGCUCGUCGUCAGUGAAAAAAUCAAACCCUUUGCUUACUGGCAGAUGUGUAUAUUUCUCUGCAUGGGAGGCAACAGUUCCACGUGGAUGAACACCGCGGUCCUCGUGACUUGUAUACGCAAUUUUAGGAGGAAUCGCGGCCCCGUUUCCGGUAUUCUAAAAGGUUAUGUGGGCCUAAGUACGGCGAUUUUUACCGACCUUUGUACGGCUCUUUUUAACGAUAACUCUUCUUCGUUUCUUCUCAUGCUCGCGAUUGUCCCGUUAGCUGUUUGUCUCAUCGCAGUCUUCUUCCUCCGCGAGACUCCCCCGGCUGCGACCGUGGGGGAGGAGGAAGAAGAGAACAAGUACUUCACUGUAUUCAACGUUGUAGCAGUUGUCGUUGCGCUUUAUUUACUGGGUUACGAUUUUAUCCCGAGUAUAAGCGAAGCUUUUUCGUUGGCUUUCUCGAUUAUUCUAAUCGUACUUUUAGCUUCUCCAUUAGCCAUCCCGGUUUACUCUUACAUAAAAAGCUGGAAAAUGAACCUGUCGAAAACGGAAUCAGACGUGGAAGAACAGGUGGUGGAGCCGUUAUUAGAGAACCAGCUGGAAAGUAACGCUGCGGAGGAUAAGAAGGAGGAAGAAGUGGUGGCCGAGUCAACGGUGACCGUGGUGGAAGUUAAGAGGAGACGGGUCUUAGGGGAGGAGCACACUAUAUUUGAGUCGUUGAAAACCGCUGAUUUUUGGAUCUUGUUCGUGUCGUUUCUGUGUGGCGUUGGGACGGGUUUGGCUGUGAUGAACAACAUGGGACAGAUUGGAUUAGCUCUUGGAUACGCUGACGUGUCAAUCUUUGUUUCCUUGAUGAGUAUUUGGGGAUUUUUCGGGCGGAUUAUUUCAGGCUCCGUAUCAGAGUACUUUAUUAAGAAAGCUGGAACACCAAGGCCUCUUUGGAAUGCAGCCUCUCAGAUCAUAAUGGCAGUUGGGUACAUGCUCAUGGCGUUAGCUGUGCCUGGUUGCCUGUACAUCGGCUCAAUUGUGGUGGGAAUAUGCUAUGGAGUCCGCUUAGCCAUCACAGUCCCUACUGCCUCUGAACUAUUUGGUCUUAAGUAUUAUGGACUCAUCUACAACAUACUCGUCCUCAAUCUCCCCCUCGGCUCCUUCCUCUUCUCCGGCCUGCUUGCCGGAUACCUCUACGAUACACAAGCUACCCCAACAGCAGGAGGCGGCAACACUUGUGUUGGAGCCCAUUGUUACAGGCUUGUGUUCAUCAUCAUGGCAAUAUCAUGCCUGGUUGGAUUUUGUUUGGACAUUGUACUUUCACUGAGAACCAAGAACAUCUAUGCCAAGAUUUACAGGAACAGGAUGGCGAAGAAACCCUUGUCAGAAUCUGGUAACCAGUGACAUUAAUGAGUUGCCAUUGACGGACCAGGAAAAAUAGGAUGAUGGGCUGUUGCUCAAUGAUAUCCCUAUUCGUCUUUUUUUAGUAUCAGAUAUUGUCCAUUCAUUUUAAGGACGCACGAGUUUUGCUGAUACUCUCAAAAUUACCAUUUGCUUAGCAGUUCACUAAUGUACUACUGUUUGAUUUGAUGAUCUGUUAUUAAUGAAGCCCGUGAAAUUUCUUA
Molecule: messenger RNA, 1958 nt
Organism: Mangifera indica (mango)
Lineage: Eukaryota; Viridiplantae; Streptophyta; Magnoliopsida; Sapindales; Anacardiaceae
Product: protein NUCLEAR FUSION DEFECTIVE 4-like
Exons: 2
Coding region: 76-1737 (553 amino acids)
Cellular component (GO): membrane
Source: RefSeq, a predicted model, not a curated record